ACUAUUCCGGGCACGAAGGAGUUAAAAUUUGUUACAGCGCAACCAGCUGACUGACCACGUGACUUUGCGGAAGCGAAAGUAACAAUAACAUGAGCAGAUUCUUCUGACCCGUGGCGUGCAAAAUGGUGCACAGUCUGGCGUUUCUUCUCGUCUUUGGUUGUCUUUGUUUGUCAAAAACUGCAGCCGAAGAGUCAGCAGCGGACUGCGGCUGUAACAAGCUGAAAAGAGCCGCUGCUGAGGAGCCGGCGGAGGAGAGGACCGAGUCUCCGGCUCAGAAGUACUCCAGAGGCGCCAACCAGAGGCUGUCAGAGGCUCAGGGAGAUGAGAAGAAAAGUGAAAGAGGGAUGGUACUGCUUCAGGGAGGAGAGUUCCUGAUGGGGACAAAUGACGCAGGCGUCCCUGCUGAUGGUGAGGGCCCUCAGAGGUUGGUGCACGUGGACCCUUUCUACAUGGAUGUCCAUGAGGUUACUAACAGACAGUUUCAGAGCUUUGUUGAGGCUAGAAACCACGUCACUCAGGCAGAGGAAUUUGGAGACUCGUUUGUAUUUGAGGGACUUUUGAGUGAUAGUGUCAAAAACCAAAUCACUCAAGCAGUAGCUGCUGCCCCCUGGUGGUUGCUUGUCAAAGGGGCGGACUGGAAGCACCCAGAAGGUCCAGACUCGACAUCAGCAGACAGGCUGGACCAUCCUGUUCUCCAUGUGUCUUGGAAUGAUGCUGUCGAAUACUGCUCCUGGGCCAACAAGAGGCUUCCUACAGAGGCAGAGUGGGAGUACGCUUGCAGGGGAGGCCUCAAAGACCGACUUUACCCCUGGGGAAACGAGUUGUACCCAAGAGGAGAACACUAUGCCAACCUCUGGCAGGGAGAAUUCCCCAACCAUAACUCUGGAGAGGAUGGAUACGUCAAAACCUCACCAGCGAUGACCUUUCCUGCAAAUGGUUUUGGUCUGUAUGACAUGGUCGGUAAUGCAUGGGAAUGGACCGCAGACUGGUGGACUGUGAUUCACACCACAGACCGUCAACAAAACCCUACGGGUCCUACAUCAGGUACAGACAAAGUGAAAAAGGGAGGGUCGUACAUGUGCCACAAGUCUUACUGUUACAGAUACAGAUGUGCAGCCCGAAACCAGAACACGCCUGACAGCUCUACCUCUAACGUUGGAUUUCGUUGUGCCUCUAAUGCCCAAAAGUGACUUGAGCUACUUCUCUGAAACACUGGCUGUCUGAGUGCUGUCUUAUAAAAGACACUGUGAAGAGUUCUUAACUGAUUAUGAAACAGUGUCUAAUGUCUUACACUGAUUCAUCGCCAUGACCCACAUAGUAAAAUGAGAUUAUCAACAAAAUGAUGGUUACUUCCUUGGUUGGAUUUUCCAGAGAGAAAGCUGCUUGAUAACCAACACAUAACCUGAAGGGGCUUUAUUAAGUGAUAUGCAGGUAAAGUUUGGCAUGGAGAAGUAAGUUAGCAGCAAGUGAAGGUUUUUUUUGUUUUUUUUUAUGGAGGAAGGAGCACUUCAUGGACUCAAAAAAGGUGAAAGCUUGAGGUGCUCUUUCAAGGCACUCUGUCGAACGGUUAAAAUGCCUUCAUUUUCAUGGCAUGGUCAUGUUGACCUUAAAAACACACUUCUACCCAUUUCAACAUUCAGCUUUUUCCUUUAGAUAAAGAGAAUAAAUAUUUUACAAUAUAUUUUGGACGUUUUAGUUUUUUACAAAGAAACUCUUCAACCAGGGCUUUGCUCAGUUAAAGAGCAAACUUGUUCUGAGCAGGAUUUAAUGUUUGUCAGCAUGUGAAUGUUUCACUUCUCUUUGAGGACGAAAGAGUCAAACAGUUAAUGCAACAUAAAUGCUCCUCGCUGUGCCUGUACGAUUACAUAUACAGAAGGCUGGUCUGAAAUGAAAAAUAUCUAACUGUCUGGCAGAUGUGUGGACUUUUAUAAAUUUGUGUAUUUCUGAUAUUUUAUAAGCCAUAAAGAGAGAUAAUUGGUUUUGUAAAAAUUGCUAAAAUUUGUGGUGAGAAAGUCCAUAUGAAGUUUCUGAGCUGCUGCUUUCAGAAUAGCUGUAGAAUAAUUUUUAUAUCUGUAAUAAAUGGAAUACUUAACAUUCCUGUCUGUCUUCAUUGACAUGUAAUGUAAGCUAAUGUGUAAUGAUGGAUUUUUUGUUUUUGUUACUUUGUGUUAAACUUCUGUUGUCCAAGAUAACUCAAAUUGUAUAUUGGGUCUUGAUCAAAUAAAGCCAAACUGGACCCUUUUUGUCAUAA
This is a messenger RNA of Notolabrus celidotus (New Zealand spotty), 2251 nucleotides long. It is a transcript of the gene sumf1, whose product is annotated as sulfatase modifying factor 1. Lineage: Eukaryota; Metazoa; Chordata; Actinopteri; Labriformes; Labridae. The record is from RefSeq and is a predicted model, not a curated record. The transcript has 9 exons. Gene Ontology annotation, cellular component: endoplasmic reticulum. The coding region runs from base 123 to 1190 and encodes 355 amino acids.